Penicillium brevicompactum is the source of this 1044-nucleotide messenger RNA. RefSeq lists its product as uncharacterized. Gene Ontology annotation, molecular function: catalytic activity. The record is from RefSeq and is a predicted model, not a curated record. The transcript has 4 exons. Bases 1 to 1044 code for a protein of 347 amino acids. Lineage: Eukaryota; Fungi; Ascomycota; Eurotiomycetes; Eurotiales; Aspergillaceae.
AUGAAAGUCCUCAAGCAGCUGUUCGCCACGAUGAGUGUGCUUGCCAUGUGCUGUACCUCUCGUGCUCACUAUGAGCUGGGCGAAAAUAUGGUUCGUCGCACAAACGAGUUGACAAGGAAGGAAAAUAAAAACCAGACGGUAUACGACAUUGUCAACAAAUGGGAUCUCGAAAACCUGACCAUCGCUGCUGUUCGUGCCACACCGGUGAACUGGCCUCUUCCAAUGCUCAACAAGAACUGGGAUGGUGUAACUCUUGACCUGAACGCCACUGUCGAGUUAGGUGUCAAUCUGAUCAAAGAAGCUGCGGCGAAUCAGGCGCGUGUGGUUGGGUUUCCUGAGGUUUGGUUUCCAGGUUACCCUAAAGCAGCAAUUGACAAUGAAAUCUAUGUUGGCCUAUCAUUCUCUGAAAAAGACGCCGCCCAUUUGUACAUGGCGCAGGCCCUAAUCGCCCCAGAUGGAGAGAUCCUUAUUGAUCGACACAAACUGAGACCAUCUGCACAAGAGAGAGAUCUCUGGACUGAUGGGACACUAGAUCAAAUCUACGCUGUCACUACUCCUAUCGGUCGAAUUGGCAUGUUGUCCUGUGGAGAGCACACGGCCCCUGAAGUGACUUUCAUUAUGCAAUCUCAGACUGAGGACAUUCAUAUCGGGUCUUGGCCUCUAGUUCCAGACUUUGGAAAUGCCUCUCUGACAUACGAGUCCGCUGAAGUGAUUACCGCACUCGGUCGUGUAUACGCCAUUUUGGGUGAUGCAGUCGCCCUCCAAGCGGGCAUCGGUACAGCAACUAUUUUUCCUGCUGGAUCCUCGGCUGUCUGGUCGCAGGUCACUGCAAAUGCUUCAUUUAAUGAAAUUCCUCUCGUUUAUCAGUCAUUCAACGCCACCGAAUUUUCGAACACGACUUACAAUACCGAUGGUGAGAUGUCGUGGGGGUCGCUACAAGGUAUCAAUCAGGGGUUCCCAAAGUACAUUCCGCAGAAGACUGGAGAGUUUGUGGCUUGGCAUCAGGAUCUUUUGAACACUUUGUAUGACCAGUCAGUUGUUUGA